GGGUCAGGCGAAAGCGAUGAAGACGGUGACCAUGGAGGCUGGGCUGGGUUCGAUGCCGGUGCCGCGUGCAGAACUGAAGCUGGUCCGACUGUUGAGCCGUUGUGAAGCGAUGGCGGCCGAUAAACGAAAUCCGGACGAGUGGCGAUUGGACAAGUACGUAGCUGCUCUGGAGGAGAUGUUACUCACAUUGAAGAAACACUCCAGCAAACCAGCUCCUGAGGUACUGAAUGAAUAUUCUCGUAAGGUGGAUUUUUUAAAGGGCUUGCUAGAAGCAGAGAAAUUGUCAUCAUCUUCUGAGAAGGCGCUGGCAAAUCAGUUUUUGGCUCCCGGGAGAACUCCUACCACUGCCAAGGAGCGGACCCCAGCAACGAAAACCGUGCAUCUACAGACCAAGGCCCGCUUUAUGGACGAGAUGAGGAAUGAGCUGCUUGAUUUGGAAGAGAAAAAUUUAAGGAAACGCAUGACUCCACUUCCUGACGAGAAGCAGUCAGCUGCUGAACUGGAUGCGGUCCUGCAGCAUCAUCACAACAUCCAGGAGAAGUUAGCUGAAGAGAUGUUGCACCUGGCGCGCAAUCUCAAGAACAACACUCUUGUAGCACAGAAUGUGAUUAAGCAAGAUAACCAGACCUUGACGCAGUCACUCAAGCUGGCUGACCAUAACUUUGAGAAACUAAAGUCUGAAUCGGAUCGCCUGGAGCAGCAUGCCAAGAAAUCUGUCAACUGGCUUCUCUGGCUAAUGUUGAUCGUUGUCUGUUUCAUUUUCAUCAGCAUGAUCCUGUUCAUUAGAAUCUUCCCAAAACUAAGAUGAUUUCUGGGCUGGUGUCAGCAGCAGCCUGGCUCCUUAUCUUAUUUUAUCUUUUUCAUUUAACCCAUCAAACCUUGCUGGGCUUUUGUAACUUGGUGAAAAUGCUCAAUGGGAUAAUAGUUCUGUUGCAGAUUCUCAUAGAAUCUGAGCUAAAAUGUUUUCCUCCUGCUUGAAAGACUCAAUAGGAAAGCUCUUUCUGCAUUGUUAUAGUGGGAUUAAGCAACCUAUGGGACAUAUGCAACAGCCCAGAAGUUCCUCUUUGUAUGGCCUACAGCUCCCCAAGUGUUUUAAAUAACAAAAGGGGGGGGGAAACAAUAGAAGUGGGGCUUCUGAACUUAACAUACUUAUUCAUAAGCAAAUAAUCCCCCAAGGAAUUUGGUGACUCACUGUGGGGGCAAAAUAGUAACAAAUCUCUUGGUUAGCAAAAGUUUUCCAUUCCUGAAUUAUAAGUCAACAAAGACUCUCCUUUGCUGCUGGUGAGGAGCAGAGUAGGUGAAUUGAAAUCUCAUGAAAAUAGAAUAUGACUUCACCUACUGAGGUUGGAUGGUGCUGGGGGGGGAGGUAAUACUUAGCUGUUCUUAAUUACUUUCCUUUCACAGACCAUCUCAACAAUAUUGCUUUGGUCAUCGGGUUCAUUGACAAAGUACUCAUUAGCAUACAACAACCCAGGGCUAUAGAAGCUUUCCCAAUUUUCUUUGCUCUGGAAUACUGAAAUAGUCCUUCAUGAGUAUAUUUCACAUGCAAGUUUGCUAGUACCCCCUGGGGAUUACUUACUCUGGGGGAGAUGGUUACAUUUCUAGGUAGACAUUCAUUCCAGGGUGAUUGGCAGUUAUGUGACCUUGAAGAAUAAAAGUAUGUCAGUGUUGAC
Protobothrops mucrosquamatus (brown spotted pit viper) is the source of this 1673-nucleotide messenger RNA. It is a transcript of the gene USE1, whose product is annotated as unconventional SNARE in the ER 1. Lineage: Eukaryota; Metazoa; Chordata; Lepidosauria; Squamata; Viperidae. The transcript has 7 exons. Gene Ontology annotation, molecular function: SNAP receptor activity. Gene Ontology annotation, cellular component: SNARE complex; endoplasmic reticulum. The coding region runs from base 17 to 808 and encodes 263 amino acids. Gene Ontology annotation, biological process: retrograde vesicle-mediated transport, Golgi to endoplasmic reticulum. The record is from RefSeq and is a predicted model, not a curated record.